GCGUGUAUUUUCUAAAAACAGAAAAGAAAAGAAACAACUCGAAAAUCCUUGCCGUCGAUAUUUUGUCCGUAAAAUUAUCAAAUAUUUCAUAAAAUCAAAUACUUUUUAAUAAAAAUAAAAAAAAAAAUAAUCUCCAACCAUGACUGCCUUCGAAGAAUUUGGUGUUCUCCCUGAAAUAGCCAAAGCUAUCGAAGAAAUGGAAUGGACACUCCCCACCGACGUUCAAGCUGAAGCAAUCCCUCUAAUUCUAGGAGGUGGCGAUGUAUUAAUGGCAGCCGAAACUGGCUCUGGCAAAACUGGUGCAUUCUGUUUGCCAAUUUUACAAAUUGUAUGGGAAACUUUACGUGACAUUGCCGAAGGUAAAGGUACAAAAUCUGGGGCAGCUGGAGCAGUCGCUCCAUGGACAAUGUCAUUUUUCGAUCGUGGUUCAGCUUUAGCUGUAACUCCCGAUGGAACUCGUUGUCAAUCGAGAGAAUUCAAAGAAUGGCAUGGUUCUAGAGCUACAACGGGAGUAAAAGGCUCUGGAAAGUAUUAUUUUGAAGCCACUGUCACCGACGAAGGACUUUGUCGUGUUGGCUGGUCCACAACCCAAGCCAAUUUAGAUCUGGGCACUGAUCGAUUUGGCUAUGGUUUUGGUGGAACUGGCAAAAAGUCAAAUAAUCGACAAUUUGACGAUUAUGGAGAAGCCUUUGGCAUUCAAGAUGUUAUCGGUUGUUGUUUGGAUUUGGACAAAUUCGAAAUAAGCUAUACCAAAAAUGGGAAACCAUUAGGAUUGGCUUUUAAAAUAGGUGAUCACGUUAAAAAGGAAACUUUUUAUCCGGCUGUUGUUUUGAAAAAUGCCGAAAUGAUGUUUAAUUUUGGUAAAACCGAUUUUAAACACGCAAUUCCUCAAGGUUUCAUUGCCGUUUGCAGAGCUGACGAACGCAAUACCAAAGCGAAUCCUUUAGCUACUCCCGAUAGCAAUUCGGCUAAUUCCAAGCCACAGCCAAAUGCUCCACAGGCUAUUGUCAUUGAGCCAAGUCGUGAGUUGGCCGAACAGACUUAUGAUCAGAUUGAAAAGUUCAAGAAACACUUGAAAGAUCCUUUGGUCAAGUCGUUGCUUUUGAUUGGUGGGGUUAAAUUGGAACAGCAGAGGAGUGUCCUUCAGCAGGGUGUUCAUAUUGUUGUGGGUACACCUGGUCGAUUGGAGGAGAUGAUUAGUAGUGGCUUUGUCCAAUUGACUCAUUGUAGAUUCUUUGUUCUCGACGAAGCUGAUGGUCUUUUGAAACAGGGUUAUGGAGACUUAAUUGACCGUCUCCAUAAACAAAUCCCAAAGAUUACCUUCGACGGGCGACGAUUACAAAUGGUUGUCUGUUCGGCUACUCUCCAUGCCUUUGAAGUAAAGAAAAUGGCAGAUAAAUUGAUGCAUUUUCCAACUUGGGUGGAUUUGAAGGGGGAAGAUGCAGUUCCGGAGACUGUUCAUCAUGUUGUUUGCAUGGUGGAUCCUCAGAGAGAUAACUCUUGGGGUAGUUUGAGGCAACGUAUACAAACUGAUGGUGUUCAUGAGAGAGAUGGAGCACAUCCGUCGAAACAAACUCCCGAGACUUACUCGGAGGCUAUUAAAAUCCUCAAAGGGGAAUAUUGUAUUCGUGCCAUAGACGAGCAUAACAUGGAUAGAGCUAUUAUAUUUUGUCGAACCAAACUCGAUUGUGACAAUUUGGAAAGAUAUUUGAAACAACGUGGUGGACAAAAGUACUCUUGUGUUUGUCUUCAUGGUGAUCGUAAGCCAUUCGAAAGGAAGGCAAAUUUGGAAACCUUUAAAAAGCAGGAAUGUAAAUUCCUUAUUUGUACUGAUGUCGCAGCUAGAGGAUUGGAUAUAACAGGUCUUCCAUUCAUGAUUAAUGUAACUUUGCCCGAUGAAAAAUCGAGUUAUGUUCAUAGAAUUGGAAGAGUUGGUCGUGCUGAACGAAUGGGUUUGGCUAUAAGUUUGGUAUCGACAGUACCGGAGAAAGUUUGGUAUCAUGGUGAAUGGUGUCCAUCUCGAGGACGAAAAUGUAAAAAUACAAAUUUAACUGAUAAUGGAGGUUGUUGUAUUUGGUAUAAUGAAAAGAAUUUAUUGGGUGAAAUUGAGGAACAUUUGAAUGUUACUAUUACACAAGUUAAUAAAGAUGUUAAGGUACCACAGAAUGAUUUUGAUGGCAAAGUUGUUUAUGGUCAGAAGAAUUUAAAUUCUGGAUCGGGUUAUAAGGAUCAUGUUGAUCAGUUGGGACCAACUGUAAGGAAAUUGACUGAUUUGGAGUUGCAGGCGCAGACAUAUUUUUUGAAGAGAUUGAAGUGUAAUUAAAAUGAAAUUAUAUUGUACUAAGUCUUGAUAAUAUUUAAUAAUUAUAUGAAUUUUAAAAGGAAAUUUCAAUAAUAAACAAUUAAAUAUAAAUAACAUUAA
Messenger RNA from Episyrphus balteatus (marmalade hoverfly), 2422 nucleotides. It is a transcript of the gene Ddx1, whose product is annotated as ATP-dependent RNA helicase Ddx1. Gene Ontology annotation, molecular function: ATP binding; nucleic acid binding; RNA helicase activity. The transcript has a single exon. The record is from RefSeq and is a predicted model, not a curated record. The coding region runs from base 140 to 2323 and encodes 727 amino acids. NCBI's taxonomy places the organism in Eukaryota, Metazoa, Arthropoda, Insecta, Diptera, Syrphidae.